AUGAACUCCAUUCAAGCAAAUGGUGUCAAGGAGGACGUUUCGAAAAAGAGGAAAAGAAAGAGAAGUAAGGGCUCCAAGGUGAGAUCUGAUGAGAAUGUUUCUGCAACACUUGUGGCAGAUGAGCCAGCACACACGCAAAACAAAAAGAUAAAAUUUAGUGAUCUCGAUGAGGUUGCGACAUCCGCAAGUCCAGUGCCCACACCCCCACUUGAGAAUGCAGAUUCCCCAACUAAGGUGAAACUAACUACAUUGAAAAAUGAGUCUACGUCCGAAAACCCUCUUGCACGCAAACCUAAAGUGGUAAAAUACGUUGAUGAUGAACAUGACUCAGAUUCCGAUGAUGCGAACGACUUUAGCUUUCAACAAUCGUCUCAGCAACUAACGCAACGAUCCGAGGAGCUCCUAAAAGUACGACAAAACUUACCAAUCUACCAUCACAAGGACAAGAUCAUCCAAUUUGUAUCUGAAAACCAAGUGACCAUCAUCAUUGGUGAGACAGGUUCAGGUAAAUCCACGCAAAUACCACAAUUCUUGAUGCCUGAGAAUAAGAAGACUAUUGCUGUAACACAGCCAAGAAGAGUUGCAGCAGCGUCAUUGGCAGCCAGAGUCAGCGAAGAGUACGGAUGUAAGCUAGGCUCGGAAGUGGGAUAUCAAGUUCGAUUCACCAACAAGAGCAGUCACAGAACCAAAUUGAAAUACCUCACUGAUGGUAUGCUUUUGAGGGAGAUAAUGUUGGAUCGGGAGUUGAAGAAAUACAGUGCAAUCAUUCUAGAUGAGGCACAUGAGAGGACGAUAUUGACUGAUUUGAUCAUGGGGUUCUUGAAGUCGCUAAUUACUUCGGGAACUCGUAAGGAUCUUAAAGUGAUUAUAAUGUCAGCAACAUUGAAUGCAGAGUUGUUUAGUCGUUUCUUUAACAGUGCGCCUAUUUUGUACGUUGAAGGUAAGAUGUAUCCAGUGAGUCAAAUGUAUGUUGGAGACGAGAGUAAUGAAGAUAUUGUUGAUUGUGUCAUUCGUUCAGUGAUAAAGGUCAACAUGACUGAGCCUGAAGGUGAUAUUUUGUGCUUUUUGGCAGGGCAGGAAGAAAUUGACAAUUGUGUGAAAACUUUGGAUCAAUUGGCACCCCAGCUCCCUCGUGAAGCACCACUAAUUGUCCCCUUGCCAUUAUAUGCAGCUUUGAGUCCCCAUCAACAACUGAGAAUUUUUGAAAAAUUGUCAAAGGGGCGCAGAAAAGUUAUCUUGGCUACGAAUAUCGCCGAAACUUCCAUCACUGUCCCCGGUGUCAAGUAUGUGAUUGACUCUGGAUUAAGAAAAGUUAAAAUAUGGAAACAUGAUUUGGGAUUGUCUACUUUGCUCACAACUCCCAUUUCACAAGCUUCGGCUAGGCAACGAGCAGGAAGAGCAGGAAGAGAGAGUGCGGGAAAAGUGUUUCGAUUGUACCAGGAGAGCGAGUACUUGAAGCUACCCAAGCAACAAGAGUCCGAGAUUAAAAGAAACGAUAUAAUCUUGCCUAUAUUGACGUUGAAGAAGUUGGGUAUAGAUGAUUUGUUGAAUUGGACGUGGCUUGAAGAUCCCGGACAGGAACUGAUAUUAAGUGCCUUGAACACAUUAUACACAUUGGGUGCGUUGAAUGAUGCGGGAAAGAUUACUGGCUUGGGUUAUAAAAUGAGCAUUUUGCCAUUACCUCCUCAGUUGUCGGUGGUUUUGAUAACUGCUACAGAAAUGGGCUGUUUGGCUCCGGUGAUUGACAUUGUUUCCUGUUUAUCAGUUGACAAUUUGAUUUUGAACGUUUCGGGAGAAUUAAGAGACGAAAUCAACUUUAAGCGAAGGUCAUAUUGUCCAAAAGGAAACACUCACGGUGACUUGAUUGCAUUAUAUGAGUUUUAUCAAACUUUCCAAUCUUUGGGCAAAGAGUGGUGUCAGGAAAUGAUGUUUAGUUACAAGGGGUUCAAGAAUGUGCUCAAGAUAAAGAAUCAAUUGAAGGAGUACAUGAUGGCCACAGUUAAACAAGACGAUAGUGCACUGAAUGUUGAAAAGGAUAAACAAAUGUCCAAACUUCGUUCUCAGUUUGAGGACCAAGAUGAAGUAUUGGACAUUCCAGCCAUCAUCAAGUCCUUUUUGAAAGGGUUCAUUACAAACACAGCUGUUGAAAUUGUUCAGCCAUUGAAUUAUCGUGGCUACAAGAGGUAG
Lodderomyces theae is the source of this 2187-nucleotide messenger RNA. RefSeq names its product RNA helicase. Gene Ontology annotation, molecular function: RNA binding; ATP binding. The transcript is spliced from 2 exons. Lineage: Eukaryota; Fungi; Ascomycota; Pichiomycetes; Serinales; Debaryomycetaceae. Gene Ontology annotation, cellular component: catalytic step 2 spliceosome; intracellular anatomical structure. Bases 1 to 2187 code for a protein of 728 amino acids. The record is from RefSeq and is a predicted model, not a curated record.